Molecule: messenger RNA, 384 nt
Organism: Cucurbitaria berberidis CBS 394.84
Lineage: Eukaryota; Fungi; Ascomycota; Dothideomycetes; Pleosporales; Cucurbitariaceae
Exons: 2
Coding region: 1-384 (127 amino acids)
Source: RefSeq, a predicted model, not a curated record
AUGUCCGCAGGAGCCCCCGUCACCGACUACCCAACCAACGACACGACCUCGGAAGCCUCGUCAAGCCCCCAAGCCAAUCGCAAAAAGCCCACCAAGCUCGGCGGCCAAAAGGAGAACAACUCGCUCCAGAAAGCGCCUCCCCCACAAUACGCGCCCUCGGACAACGAGGACGAUGACGGCUCAGAGCAACUCCAGCCCGCCAUGGCGCCGCGACGGAGCGGCGGCCGUCGCAUAGUGCCCGUCCACCAGUCGCGCAUCACCGACCGUCCCGCCAAAGUAGGCGAAAAGGACAGUUCGCUGAAGAUCAAGAUCGAGCUGGAUCUCGAAGUCGAGGUAGAAAUCUACGCACGCGUCAAGGGCGAUAUAACGAUUGGGCUGAUGUAG